Messenger RNA from Colletotrichum destructivum, 2910 nucleotides. RefSeq names its product Putative Zinc finger, RING-type. The transcript has 3 exons. The record is from RefSeq and is a predicted model, not a curated record. The coding region runs from base 514 to 2064 and encodes 516 amino acids. NCBI's taxonomy places the organism in Eukaryota, Fungi, Ascomycota, Sordariomycetes, Glomerellales, Glomerellaceae.
CCCACUACCACCGACCGCCGCCGCCGCCAUUGUCGUCAACGAUUGUGCCAACCUCCCACCCGCAUCUCACCGCACAAGACAACCAACCAGAAGAUCACGACAAGGACGAAACCCGCACAUUUCCCCCUCGCCAACUCAGCUGAAGGCUCAUUUCCCGCGGCCAUCUUCCGUUUGACACCCGACGAUCAAAUCUUGGAGGGAGCAUAUCCAUCUGAUAUUCACGAUUCUGGGGAAAUGUGACACGCCAAUCCCCCUCUUCCUCCAACAACGGCCUGCCAGCGAGCGAGCCCGAACACUCCGACCUGUCCUGCAAUCGACCGCAUCGCACUGCCUGCUCGUUGUGUUCCCUCUCUCGUCAUACACCUAGUUACCGCAUUUGCCCGUCGCCGACGCUUCUUUCUACUUCCACACUCGCCCGUCAUCCGAAACCCCGUUCCUCUCCUCCCAAUUCCGCGGCCAGCGACGUUGACCGUCGUGAGAACCUGACAAGAAGGAGUGGACAGAGGAAUUAAGAUGGCGUCUAUGCUGCUACGGAGUUUGGCGUACGCCGCUGUCGUCGCCGUGUCCCAUGCCGUCACCAUCACUCCCGAAAACGAAAUCCCUUCGUGGAGCCAGAGGUCGGCCAUGCAGAUGUCGCUGUCGACAACCGUCGGGGCCCUGCCACUGACCUUUAUUGUCAUGCCGUCCACUGAGAGCCUGGGUCUGAAUCAGACCGACAGGGCCCGCGGGGCAAUCCACAUCGAUGGCGCCAUCAUUCCUACUACUUCUUCGAACUACAAUUCGGUCGAUGGGGGCGAGGUGGCUUAUCUAUCCUGCGACACACCUGAUGGAGGGGGCUUCAUUAGCCCGAGUAUGAUGUUGGCCACCCUGAUGGAAAACAGGCCAAAAGCAAUCGUCCUGUACACCACCGUCGGAAACUGGUGCGCGCUGUCAUCAAGCACGGAACUACCCUAUUACUCGAUAUUUACGAUGGCGGACGGUGCGGAUUCCCAGCAGGCCCUGCGCAUUCUGAACAGUACGACAGAGAAUGAACGGAUGAGGGUCAUCAUCACUGGCAAUGCGACAGGAAACACGGGCGAAGGAGGGAACGGCGGAGGCGGUAACAACUCGGCUGUCGCCAUGAGCAUUCUGUACAGCAUUACGGGUUUGAUAACGCUGCUCUUCCUGAUCAUCAUCGCAACAGGCGCCGUGAGGGCUCACCGAUACCCGGAGAGGUAUGGGCCGAGGAGUGGAUUCAAUGGUCGCCCUCGUCAGAGUCGUGCGAAAGGCCUCGCUCGCGCCGUUCUUGACACUUUGCCCAUUGUCAAGUUUGGCGAACGGCAGGAGGCCAUGAAGCCGGACCCCAACAUGGAAUUGGAGAGCGCAACAAACGUCCCCACGAAUGACCGAAGCGUCGAGAGCCGAGGCGAAGACGCAGAGCCGGGCACCGUUCCGGUCAACGUCAAGAACGCGGAGGCGACAACGACGACCACUACAAUGGGUCAUACGGGGAUGGGCGAUGCGACAAAAACCACAGCUGGUGCCGUGGCCGCUACUACUACUGACGCGGCCGGUUCCAGUAACCCUGAAUGUAACCCUGAAUCCGGUUGGCAGGAGGACGAGAACCUUGGUUGCUCCAUCUGCACAGAAGACUUCACUGUUGGCGAAGACGUGCGGGUGUUACCCUGCAACCACAAGUUCCACCCCAACUGCGUUGAUCCGUGGCUGGUUAACGUGUCGGGCACAUGCCCCCUGUGCCGUCUCGAUCUUCGUCCCCAGGGCGAGACUGAAAACACCAGUGGUGAGCUCCCGCCGCCACUUGAGUUAGAUGGGCAUGAGAGCGAUGGGUCGUCUACCUCGCAAAGGCGGAGGACGCGACUAUUCGACCUCAAUAGACUGAGGAACGCAUCGCCGGAGGAGCGCAUCCAGGCCCUUCGACAGUACCGCACGCAACACCAAGUUCACGGCGUCCCGGCGGGCUCGGCUGAGUUUGAGCAUGAUGACAGAAACGAUAGAAGUCGUAGAGCCAGAUUAGCCGACAAGCUGCGCGACAAGUUCCGUAUCCGAACGGGACCGCAGUCCUGAGCCGUCGCUACACAGUAAUGUGUGCUAUUGAAGAGCGUAUGGCCUGGCGGGUAAAGCCGUCGAAAGCUUGGAGGAAGAACGAAUGGAACGAAACAACGAGCGAAACAGCAUAUCAUCACGGAUAUCGAUGACUGAGGAGAGACCUGGGCCACAGGCAUCAAACCAGGCCAGGGUGGGUCUCUUGAGAUUUUCACUUCGAUUCUUGUCGAAUAGACAUUGGCGUUCAUGGGCACCAAACCAUAUUGGGCCGGAUACAUCGGGCAGCAUUGCAAGGCGUUAGGCGGGGAAUGAGAGCACAGCGAAUCCGUGUCGCCGGCAAGUGCUGGCCUUUUCAGCCGUGAGCGAAGGCGACUGAGACUGCUGGCCAAACACUGGGAAUGAACGGGACUGCCUUGGCAUGUUGGUCAUAGGCCAGAUUCGUCACAAAGGCGGCUUCCUCAACGGUACGCGAUGGCAGUGAACAAAGGCGUCAACACACAACCAUCAUUAUCAACAUCCACAGCAUUUUGAAUCGAGGAACCAUGGCGUUUUCAUCCAACGAAGGGGGGGGUUCAUGGCAUUCGGGUCUAGGGCAAGUAUCACGUAGCAUAGACAAUAGUUGAAUGACGAUCUGAGUUUUACCUGGCUCGAUGAGCGACCUGUGUUUUACACAUUUCGCACUAUCACACAGGGCUUGGUUUGAUUCACCCCAAGAGUCAGAGGUUUGCCCAAGUAGGUGAUGAUUAAGAGGACUAGGGGACCAGCAAACGCCAACGAGGGUGGAACCCAUGCGGUGGGUACUGUAGCUUGGAGGAGGGAGCUUCCAGAGCCCGGCAGAGUCGAGCGUCAACGGGAAAAUGCUGCGUA